GGUGGUCCCUAACUUGUUUACCUCCAGUCAUAGUAUUGAGGAUCCUGUGCCUCUCUGCAUAAUAGCAUUAGUUAAAGUAGAAGAUAUAGCCUAUUCCCUACGUCUUGUGUUAAAGCAACACCAAAAGUUUGGACAUGAACACAAUAGGUUAAAUAACCAAAGGUGCAUAUAAACAGAGAACAGACUCAGUGUACUGUACCUUGCAGUAUUAUACAGACAUAUGUUUCCAAUAUGGUGUGCAUAGAGUGACUGGCGCUUUGUCCUCUCAGAGGCACCUAAGUAAGUGUGGCCUAUUCCCUAUCACUAGUGCAAAUGCAACACCAAAAAUUGGAAACUGGCAAAGCCCAAAAUUAAGUCUGUGCGAGUGCUGGUAACAACAUCACUGGGAAUUUAGCAAAUUGGCCUAAUUUAUUUUGUCAUCUGAAUCAUGCACUUUGAUGCUAAGGUGUUAGAGUUGUUUGGAAUUCCUUCACACCAUAUGACAUAGCACCUAGUGCUAUUGUGUAAAGUUGGGCUCACAAACUUAAUACCUUAUGACAUAGCUCCACCCACUGAUUGGCUAGACCUUUGAUGCCAAGGUGCUCGAAUUGUAUGGAGUUGAGUAUAAAAUCAGGAGCUUGCUCACAUUCAAGUUAGAACUCACUUGAUUGUGCUAGCUGCUGGAGCAAGCCUGUUUUGGGACCUUCGACUUCUAUACUUUCAUUGCCAUUUCUUGCUUUUGGUUUUGUAUAUAAUUUCCUUUUCCAGUGACUGUGGAUACUUGUUGCUUCUAUUUACUGUUGCCUUGUUUUCUCCUGUGUUGCAAAUUAACAGUUGUUAUUUAUUUCUUUAGGACAGAACAAAAAAGGAAAAAACUUUUGCCAUGGCAUCUGACGGAGAGAACAGAAUUCCUUUGGCCUGCAAAUUUUGCUUCAAGACCACAGACCGACUUUCUGUACAUCUUCGCAAAGUCUGCAGGAAAGGAGCAAGUGAUGCAGAGAUCAUGGCCCUUGUAGAGGAAUCAAGGUCCAAAAUGAAGAUGCUGGUAAAGAACCUCAGCGUCAUCAAUUAUGAGCACCUGAAGGCUGGAGCCGAUUCACAGAAGUCACUAGAUUUUUUCGUCAAUUUUCUUGAGUCCAACGGUUGUUUUAUUUCUGACAAGCCUGUUGAAGCAGAGGAUCCCAUUGAUAACCCAGUGCCUGAUGGUGAAGAGAAUGAAUAGGAUCAUUAUGAAGAUGAUAUGGAUAUAGAGGAACCACUUCUUAUGCUGAGCACAUCUGCCAUCAAGAUGUCAUCAAAAAAGAUUAUGGAGGAGGCAGGACUACACAAGAAGCAUUCAACUGAUUCUCCACUGCUCCAGGCAUUCAGAGGGUACUUGGAGAAAAAAUAUGCAAAAUCCGGAAUCAAACACGAGCUUGAUAAUGUAUCAAGAUGGCUGCAUUUUGUCAACCCAAACGAAGCUUUGGUCAGUUGCAUCCAUAACAUUGAGAGGAGCAUGCAGUUUUUUCAAGAGAUUCAAGCUUCGGCAGCCAGCAAGGCGACAGCUCGUAACUAUAUAGGUGGAGUCAAGAAAUUUAUAAGUUAUGUUGCCUCAGACCUUCAACUGUUGGAAGAGGAUCCAUCUCUGCGUGGGUCAAUUCAAUCAUUCUUGAAGAGUCUGACAGAGGUCCAGAAGUCAACAUACAAUAAGGAAAAAUCUGUGGAAAGAAAGGCGACAAAUCCAAUGGAGUGCCAGGAAGUUCUAAACAAAGCACACCAAUAUUUUGUGGAGAUUAUUGAUCGGGCCAAUGUCAAGAUUGAUUUAGAAGAGAAGGAUAUGACAUCAAUGCUGUUCUACUUAGAGGCGCUCUUGACUUUGCAGCACCUACAGAGACCAAGUGUCAUUCAGAACAUGACCGUUAAACAGUGGCUGGAGAGGACACGCUACCAGAAUCAGUCUUCAGGCAGUAUAGCAGCUGUCAUAAAGGUGAAGGCUGCAAGACAGUACAUCGUUGUCCUCCAAGAAGCUGAAGAGAUGUGGUUUGACACCUUUUUUAGAAGAGUCCGACCACUUUUUGUCAAGAGGAGCUUGAAAGGAGAAAAUGGAUAUUUUUUUGUCUCCAGUAAAGGACAUAAAAUCCAGAACCCAACAACCGAUGUCCGCAGAUUCCAAGAAAAGUUUGAUGCUUGUUUGGCCAGUGGGCAGGAAACACAGGAAAUUUUUAUAAAAUUCAUCUGUGACAGUGUAAUGGAAUCCGAAGGUUCUUACCUGCAUGGCGUCCAAGAUGGCGACCAAGAUGGCGUCCCCCUGCUCCACCAUGUGGUCCCUGCUGGUCGCAGGCCGUCAACGUCAAGAUCGAGUCGCCCAGGGAUUGGUCGCCGGCGACGGAACGGACGCCGGCGUCAGAAUCGGGCGCCGGCGUCAGGACGUCAGCGUGGGGACGCUGGCGUCUGCGUCUGACGCCAGUGCGUCAGUUUUUGGCGCCAAGCCCA
Messenger RNA from Xenopus laevis (African clawed frog), 2451 nucleotides. RefSeq lists its product as uncharacterized. NCBI's taxonomy places the organism in Eukaryota, Metazoa, Chordata, Amphibia, Anura, Pipidae. The transcript has 8 exons. The coding region runs from base 1220 to 2419 and encodes 399 amino acids. The record is from RefSeq and is a predicted model, not a curated record.